Molecule: messenger RNA, 681 nt
Organism: Phlebotomus argentipes
Lineage: Eukaryota; Metazoa; Arthropoda; Insecta; Diptera; Psychodidae
Product: peptidyl-prolyl cis-trans isomerase-like 3
Exons: 2
Coding region: 77-562 (161 amino acids)
Biological process (GO): protein folding; protein peptidyl-prolyl isomerization
Cellular component (GO): catalytic step 2 spliceosome
Molecular function (GO): peptidyl-prolyl cis-trans isomerase activity
Source: RefSeq, a predicted model, not a curated record
CAAGUAUGUUUCGGCUACGUUCAGAUCUGUCCAAAAGAGGUGACAAAUCGCGCUGUCGAAAAGAGAGUUUCAAAACAUGUCGGUGACGCUCCACACGGACGUUGGUGACAUCAAAAUCGAGCUGUUCGUGGAGGACUGCCCCAAGACAUGCGAGAACUUCCUGGCCCUGUGCGCCAGCGACUACUACAACGGCAGUCUCUUUCACCGGAACAUCAAGGGGUUCAUCGUGCAGACGGGCGAUCCCACGGGCACGGGAAAGGGCGGUGAGUCGAUUUACGGCGGCAAAUUCGAGGACGAACUCAAGGACAGCCUGAAGCACAGCGAGAGAGGAAUGGUAUCAAUGGCGAACAGCGGUCCGGGAACUAAUGCUAGUCAGUUCUUCUUCACCUACGCCGCCCAUCCGCACCUCGACCUCAAGUACACCCUCUUUGCGAAGGUUAUCGACGGCUUUGAGGCGCUGGACGAGCUGGAAAAGCUGCCAGUCAAUCCCAAAACCUACCGGCCGAUGAUCGAGAAGCGCAUCAACACUGUCACCAUCCAUGCCAAUCCCCUGGCCGGAUGACCCACACCUGGAAAACUUCCGUCGGGAAAGCCUCACUGAAAUCCACUCACUUUUCCAAUCUUCAUGUGGUGUCGAUUAUGUAGAUAAUCUCAAAAAAUGCAAACGGAAAUUUCUUAUCA